AUGGAAAACUAUAUCAGAAGUGGUGGAAAUCUACACGAGAGCCAAAUGUCUGAUAUACCACCACAUUUUCUCCCGGCUGUAGAAAUCGAUACAGAAUUUCCACCAGCGCUACCUACCUUUGACAGGCUCGCUGACCCUCAAGAAUCUCUUCCAACCAUCAACGAACCAAGUGCUACUCUCCAGCGAAAUUCACCGUUAGAUUCCGCAUCCAAUGAUCAGUUGCUAGACACACCACCACCAUCUAACUUAAUACAAACGGCACAAGAAUUUCCUAUCCUAUCUUCAGACUAUGGGGAUAUCUUUGAAUAUGAAGACCUAUUUGAUGCUUCGCCUCCCCCUUCUGAGUUUUUCUCCCGUGGGCUACCCGUAACACUUGAUGACACGGAAUUACCGUCAAUACAAAGUUUACAAGAGACCAGCAAACGUCCAGCCGACUCUUCUAAUAAGACAAGGCCUACAAAACUUGUGCGAACUACCAGCCCAAAAAAAGUAAAAUCACUCUCUGAGUCUUUGGAUCAAGAUGAGAUAGAUACAGUGGACCUGCGAAAUAUCGAAACCGAAUUACAAUGGGAAGAAAAGAAGAAAAGAGACGCCGCAGCGAUUAUGGCCAAAGAACAGAGUCAAGAAAAUAAGCCGAAACUUGUCAAACUAUCCGACUUUCAGUGUAUCAUUUGCAUGGACAGUCCUACGGAUCUGACGGUUACUCACUGUGGUCAUUUGUUCUGCUCAGAGUGCCUUCAUCAGGCCUUGUACGCUGGUGAAAAGAAGUGUUGUCCCGUUUGUCGAACAACAAUACACUUGCCUAAAACUGGCGCGCGGCAGGGAAAGAAUGGCAUAUUCGCAUUAGAAAUGAAGUUAAUGACAUCCAAAAAAAAAGGAAAGCAGUCAUUCUCGUCACAAUUGAACAGCGUGUAA
This is a messenger RNA of Blumeria graminis f. sp. triticale, 915 nucleotides long. The record is from the annotation of a GenBank genome assembly. Lineage: Eukaryota; Fungi; Ascomycota; Leotiomycetes; Helotiales; Erysiphaceae.